AUGCGCUUAUUUGAUCACUGUAGGAUAUUGACAGCUUUGAGUAGCCUUGCAUGCGUGAUGCCAAACAAAUACUUUGUGUACAUUUGUGUAUUUGCGUGUGUGGCAUGCAUUAUGGAAAAUGAAAGAGUAAAAGGGGAGACAGACUACUUUGCUGCAUAUUGGAGUGAUAUAUAUAUCACUUUGUUUAAGUCAAUUGGACUGCAUUUGCCGUUGAAAUUUUCUACUCAGUGUUGUUCUGAAUGGGCACUGCUGAAUUAGAC
This is a messenger RNA of Enterobius vermicularis (human pinworm), 260 nucleotides long. The record is from the annotation of a GenBank genome assembly. Lineage: Eukaryota; Metazoa; Nematoda; Chromadorea; Rhabditida; Oxyuridae.